This is a messenger RNA of Paramisgurnus dabryanus, 4211 nucleotides long. Lineage: Eukaryota; Metazoa; Chordata; Actinopteri; Cypriniformes; Cobitidae. The record is from RefSeq and is a predicted model, not a curated record.
GAUAGUUAUGAAUGGCUGUGUGCGGUGAUGUAGUGAAGGGAGGUGUAAGGGGAGGUGCUUACUGUACUGUGAUGGCGAUACAUGAGGAUGCGCUCCUCUCACUGCUUCAGUCGGUCACAGAGCUCCAGCACAUACCGGUGCGAUGAAUGCUCCACAAUGAGUGCUAUUCAAAUUUAAAAAUCACUUUGAUGUUGCACGGCUCGUUUUCCAUGCAUUUUAUUCAUCGUUUACCGUGUCAUUUAUGAUGCUUCUGGGCGUAUAUUUAAACCGCUGCACGGAGGCAGGCGAAGCGCACUUUUGUCUUUUUCUAUUUUUUUGUUGCUGUUGUUUACAUUUCUCUUCAAUAUGCACUGCACAUGCUGAGGAUCUACUUAAAGAUGGACGUUGGCAUGGGGACUCAUCUCACAUCCAUGAAGACAUGGAUCUGUAUAUUACAUACCCACAGUGGAUCAGUCCUACCAGACACAAAAGAUCUCAUGAAAACAAGCAUCCGUCUGAAGCAGAGGUCAAGAUUACCGUAGCGGGUGAAGAUCUGAUUCUACAACUCCAGAGGAACGAGGAGCUCUUCUCACCUGGAUAUCAAGAGAUAUGGUACGAUCCGAAUGGAAUCCGACAGUUUUCCAAACCCUCCAUUAGGGACCACUGUUAUUAUCACGGGGAAGUCAAAGGAUUUCAGUGGUCCAGUGUUGUCCUCAGUACCUGUGAUGGACUCAGGGGCAUGAUAACUGUCAAUCACAGCGUGAGCUACAUGAUCGAACCGCUAACUAACCAAACACAAUCUCAGGGACAUGCUGUAUACAACACUCAGAGUCUGAAACUACCCAUGGGCACUUGCGGGCAUCACCAUGGAGAUGGGAAUCACACGGAAAGCCUUCAGGAGCUGAUGGAUGUGAUGGCGAAUCCUGAGCACAUUCACAGGGACAGAAGAGAUGUCAGUAGUAGCACGAGAUAUGUGGAGCUGAUGCUGGUUGCCGACCACGCUGAGUUUGUGAAACAUGGUCAGGACCUUGAAAAGACCAAGGCGAAGCUGCUUGAAGCUGCUAACUAUGUGGAUAAGUUUUACAAAGCGUUGAACAUCCGUGUAGCCCUGAUCUGUUUGGAGAUCUGGACCGAUCAGGACAAGAUCAGCGUGAGCGACAACCCCUACAGCACACUGGGUGCAUUUCUGACAUGGAGGAGGAAACAGCUUCCAAAGUUACCCAAUGACAACGCUCAACUUGUGACGGGUGUUUCAUUUCAAGGUACAAUCAUUGGUCUGGCACCUCUUAAAGCCAUGUGUUCAGAAUACCAGUCAGGUGGAGUCAAUUCGGAUCACUCAGUCUUUUCGGUUGGGGUCGCCGCCACAAUGGCUCAUGAGAUGGGCCAUAAUUUUGGCAUGAGUCAUGAUACUCCAGGCUGCUGUAAGGCCCGGCCUGAGGAUGGAGGCUGCAUCAUGGCUGCUGCUACCGGGGAGCCAUUCCCUCGAGUCUUUAAUCCCUGCAAUCAAAAUGAGCUAAAACACUUCAUGAAUUCCGGCGGAGACAAGUGUUUAUUUAACCCUCCUAACACCAGAGUCAUGUACGGAGGUCAGCGCUGUGGAAACGGAUACCUGGAGGAUGGAGAGGAGUGUGACUGUGGAGAAGUGGAGGAGUGUUCGAGUCCCUGUUGUAAUGCCAACAACUGCACGCUGAAGAUCGGAGCAGAGUGUGCGCAUGGAGUUUGCUGUCAUGAGUGCAAGCUGAAAAGCCAAGGAGUGAUGUGUCGUCCAAAGUCAGGCUCCUGUGACCUGCCGGAGUACUGUGAUGGGAAAUCAGAGUCCUGCCCGGCUAACUUUUACCUGAUGGAUGGUAACGUUUGCGAAGAUGGCAAGGCUUAUUGUUAUACGGGCAUGUGUCUGACCCUGGAGCAACAGUGCCUUUCUCUCUGGGGAAAAGAUGCUCGUUCUGCUGUUGACCAGUGCUUUACUGAUGUCAAUAAAGCAGGUGAUGCCUAUGGAAACUGUGGGAAAGAUCGGAUGGGCACAUACAGAAUUUGCACAGAGAGAAAUGCUAAAUGUGGGAAAAUUCAGUGCUUCAGUUCUGCCAGCAAACCUAUAGAGUCCAAUGCUGUUGCCAUUCCCACCACCAUCAAGAUCUCAGGCCAUGCGGUCGUGUGCAAAGGGACACAUGUGUACCGGCCCGGUCAGGAAAAAGAGAGCCAAGGUGACACUCUAGACCCAGGUCUGGUUCAGACCGGGACCAAAUGUGGGGAUAAUGCGAUCUGUUUUGAAGGUGAAUGCCGCAAUGCAUCUUUCCUACAAGCAGACGAAUGCAAUGCCAAAUGUCAUGGUCAUGGGUUUUGCAAUAACAACCACAACUGUCAUUGUGACUCCAAAUGGGCACCACCAUAUUGUGAUAAUUCUGGUUCAGGAGGAAGUCUGGACAGCGGACCUGUGACCACACAAAGCCACCUUUAUCUUGUUGUUCUGGUUAUCUUCAUCAUGUUUCUUUUGGGAUUUGUUUUAUUGUUGUCUUGGUGGUGCUACAGACAGAAGCGCCCUAUCAAAGGCUCCGCCCUUCAAAGGCCACAAAUAUCCAUCAAUGUUCCAGAAGCCACUGCGACUAAAAGUCAUAAUACCACAGGUCACACAAACCCAAUGUUUCAGCCAAAGAAACCACACACUGAUGAACAGGUCUAUCCUGGUGCAAGUCCUUCUGGUCCAUCCAGACAUUCUAACGUUCGGCCUACUGUGAAACCCCCUCCGAUCCCGCCCUAUGUUGGCCAUAAUCAUAGUGUUAUACAUAUAGAGACCUGCCCCUCUCCAUCAGUUCCCCCCAAAACAAGACCACUCCCCCCGAACAGACCCCCUCCACCCCGACCUACGAACAGACCCCCUCCACCUCGACCUUCGACCAAACCCGCCCAACCUCAACAGACAUCAAGACCUAAGAAUGGUUUAUCAGUGGUGUCACCAGCUGAUUUGCAGAAAGGGAAAUCCAGUCUGACGUCGCCUUCUGGACACUUCCAAAAUGUCAGUUGAAGGUUCCAAAGAGACUGAAAAGACUUGUGGCUUAUAAGAGUGAUACACCAAUCAGCUCUGCACCUUUAGGAUGCCAUUAAGAGUGACCAAUCACAACGCUUCACUCAAAGUGAUGCCCGCCUUAUUAUGUUACUGGAGAAUUAUAGAUACCUGCAAACUUCAGCUUUUUUCAGGGGGGGUACAGCUCCUUUAUUCCUGUGCCAUAUUCCAGUUCUUAUGUCUAUUUAUUACAGUGACCUCAGAAAACUAUAAUAAAGUAUGGCAUUGUAAUGCAUUAGGAGCAUGGGUCAUUUAAAUGAAUAUCUUGCACCUAUAAUAUGAAUUGUAAAACUUGUUUUUGCACGAAGUAGUAUUUCAUUCAAUUAUAUAAAUUGAGUAAACUGUAAGAUAGUAGGAAACUAAUUUCAUUUGAUAUUUACAGUUUGGCUGUUCCUUUUAUAUUUUUUUUAACUACCUUGCACUAUCGGUACAUUUUAGUUGAAUACUAUGUUACUGUCUGUCCUCAGGAAACAGCUCUUAAAAUAAGGGGCUAAUUGAAGAUCAAGUCAUUAGUUUUUUUUAUAGCAAUAAUAUUUUAAAAUAUCAGAAAUAAAUUAGAGGUGAAUUGCGUAGCACUGGGUUUGUGUACAGUAUAUACUGCGUAUUGUUUAUACUAUCUAGCUUGGAUAUUUGUAAUGAUGCUGGAUAUUAUGGUGCUUUGUUUUUGAUUUCUCGUUUGAGGGAAAUAAAUGUUUUGAUUUUUUUUUUUUAAUAAGGGCUUUAAUGCAGGGAAUGCAUUUUAAGUUUAAUAACUUUUUAAUGUGUAUCAGCUUAUUUUUUAUUUUCUUGGCUAGAACUUGUUUUGAAGACUAUGACCACUAUACCUGAUUUUUGUUAGAUAUUUUUAGUUGUAGUUAAACUGUUAUUUAUUCGUAGUGUUAAUAUGCGAUGGCCUUAUUGAAUCAUGGUUUAGUUUUACAUGAAUGCUAUAUUGCUGAUAAUGUUUAUUACUGAAACAUUUAUGGGUGCUUAAAUUGUGAAUGUAAAGUUGGCAUACUAUUGCAGGCUACUUAGGAAGUGUAAAACAGUCACUUUAAUUUUAUUUGGUCUUAAUUUCAGUUUCUAUUGUGAGACUAAAACCUUCUUGUCCUAUGCAAAAUAGACUGUAAUGCAGUGCCUUUUAUUAAAUUUCCAUCAGUGAAUUUUGAUGUUUCCUGUUUUAUUAUUUGCUGGG